AUGGCAGAUAUUAGCUUUGUGGUGGUGUAUCUAGAAGUCGUGCCUCCGAUCGGGUUCGUCCUCUUUCUCGUUUCCCUCUUAUCUCCAAAUCGUUCUGCAAUGUCCUGUAUAAAUAAAAGAGGAGAAUCAGUGGAAGAUAAGAUUAAAAAGCUUGGUGUUGAGCUUUGCAAAUACAGAGAGCAUAUUCAAAAGACACGAUCUGGUCCUGUUCAACAAGCUCUCAAAGCUCGUGCUAUGAGGCUUCUCAAGCAGAAGAAAAUGUAUGAAGGACAACGCGACAUGCUUUAUAAUCAGACAUUCAAUCUCGAUCAAGUCUCUUUCGCUGCUGAAGGUCUCAAAGUUGCUCAACAAACUGUCAUAUAUGCGAGCUCGUCUGCCAUGGGGAUCUCCGUCUGUGAACAAUUCAGAGUUUUGGUCACCAUCAUCAGCAGGGACGCAACUUCUUAA
Messenger RNA from Brassica oleracea var. oleracea, 447 nucleotides. RefSeq names its product charged multivesicular body protein 5-like. Lineage: Eukaryota; Viridiplantae; Streptophyta; Magnoliopsida; Brassicales; Brassicaceae. The record is from RefSeq and is a predicted model, not a curated record. Bases 1 to 447 code for a protein of 148 amino acids. Gene Ontology annotation, biological process: late endosome to vacuole transport via multivesicular body sorting pathway; vesicle budding from membrane. The transcript is spliced from 4 exons. Gene Ontology annotation, cellular component: multivesicular body.